Messenger RNA from Aphanomyces invadans, 1023 nucleotides. RefSeq lists its product as hypothetical. The record is from RefSeq and is a predicted model, not a curated record. The coding region runs from base 84 to 977 and encodes 297 amino acids. The transcript has 2 exons. Lineage: Eukaryota; Oomycota; Saprolegniomycetes; Saprolegniales; Verrucalvaceae.
CACGGUCCCGCGCAGGUAGCCGCCGACGUCGCCGCGCCCGAAAGGUUUCCCACCCUCGUCCCUGUGAAUCAAAGUCUUGAAACAUGAUGCAUGCUUCGUCGAUGAAUAGCCCCUCCCACCAACAAACUACACAAACUCAUCCUCGCAAACGAAAACUCUCGUGUGACGAUGAAUCUUAUUUGCUCUCCCCCUCGUCCUUGGACGAAGCAGCGUUUCCAUUGAAAAAGGUCAAGAUGACCUUCGAAUCCCAUGUACAAACCUCAGAAGACGCUUUUGACGCCACAUAUGAAUCCAAAGCAUUUGGCAGUGAGUGCUUCGCCUGCCCACCUGAAGAAAACACAUUUAGGGAUGCCUCAAACGCUCCCUCGUCAUCGCGUGAAUUUUCUUGCGACGGCGUUGUUUCUCCCACCUCCUCCGGCCAUUGCUCUACUGACAGUGAACAUCGCGAUUCCGACUCUCCAAACUGCAUCUCCGGUGAUUACGGCCAAUACGACGAGUGUACCUAUUCGGACGAUGGGUACGAUGACUACGCCGGUGUCGAUUCCAGUAGGGGACGUCGUACCUUGUACCUGGAAUACUGGACCCGAACGGACGAAUGCAAGGAACGCAAAUGGGACCACUUGGACGAACUUGACGCCCAGCUUGAUGUGUCUCGCGAAGAACACAUUUAUCGAACGACGCUGCUCGGUAGAACGUCCUACAUGGAGCCUAACAUGUUUCCAUACGAUACCCCCAAAGGCAUCGAACACUGGACGCUGUGGAGCAGAUUGGAGAUGAACCACAACGACGUGCAAGAGUACGUGGAGGCCUGGAUCGAUCGGAAUGCCCCUCAUAUUGAGGCGUGGAACUACGAUGACAACCCCGAGCGUUCCAUCAAUAUUUUCCACGUUCACGUGUACUUGCAAGUCGGUGCUCCAACGUGCGACGGGGACUCGUCUGUCUUGCAGGGCCGGACAGUGGAGUCGUUGGCCCACUAAGCGCUGUCUAGCGCCAUAAUCUUAUUCUUAUUUAGGUCGUCGUGUU